CAUCACACAGUAUUAACUUUUUCAUUGACAACUCCCGGUCCCCACAUUACAUGGCGACCCUGCCAGUGCUGCCUUAAGGCAGUGCUGUGCAAUAAAGUAAUACGAUUAAAUUGGUGUAAAUAAAAAUAACUGGGAGAGUUCGUGUCAAGGUGAUGAGUUCUGCCGGGUGAUAAAACUCGAGCAAGAAGAACAUCUGAAGGAAUUAAUGGAAAGAUCAUGUAAUAUUAAUUAUUUUUACUUAUAACGAGUUAAAUAUGUGUAAUACAUAUUUUUUUAUUAUACCUCUCAUUUUGUAAUUCACAUCACAUGUGGCCACUGUGUAAUAAAAUUUUUUUUAGAAAAUAAUAAUUCUACGUAGAAGGGUCAAAUUAAGUAAGUUAUUUAUUUUUAAUUUACCACCUCGAUAAAGUGGUAGUAUCUAAAUGCGCUCAACACAGAGUUACAAGGAAAUGGAAAAUUAAUAUGUGAUCUGAUACAGCGUGUCUGCUUUUCGUCGUAAGCUGGAUAUCUUUGAAAAAGAUAUUGCAAGACAAGAAUUUGUUCAUUUUCCGACAAUUCUGGAAUAUAAUAAGGAGAAAUCUGAAGAAGACGUUGCAGUGUUUACAAAAUUUUUGGCCGAUCUUAGCAACGAAUUUGCCACAAGAUUCCAAGACUUUGCAGAGAUGGGCAAGCUAUCUCUGUUCUUAAGUCACCCUUUAAAGUUGAUGCAGCAGCCGAAUGGACAGAUGUGGCUGCCAAGUUAUUUUAUCUGCCAAAGCCAUCACUUCAAAUGGAAAUAAUCGAUCUGCAAGAAGAUGUGUCUUUGCAAAUAUAUAAAAAGGUGUCAACUGAAGAAUUUUGGGUCAAACAUGUCCCAGAAAAAUAUCAAAAUUGCAAAAAACUUGCUAUCAAUUUGGCCACUAUGUUUGGCUCGACAUACAUAUACGAAACAUCUUUAUCAAAAAUGAAUUUUUUGAAAAACAAAUAUCGUUCGAGAUUAACAGACGCUCACUUAGAAGACACUCUUCGAAUUAGCUGUUCUUCACGAGAACCAAACUUUAAAAACCUGGCUCAAGACCGCCGAUGCAAUUUUUCACACUAAUUUUAGGUAAUAAGCUGUACUUAAUUAUUAUCAGUUGUUUUUUUUUUCUGGACCUUUUAAAAAUUUUCGAGCAAUAUCCGGACCCUACUUAAAACUACUUGCCGACCCCUGGUUUAGAGUUUAAAAAACUAGCUCUAUUGUCUAUGCUUUACUCUGUGGAAAAAUGGCCGAAUGAAAUGUUUUGUUUUGAUGUGCUCCUUUGUAUUAAUAAUAUUUUGCAUGUGUAAGAUUGCAGUAAACAAGCAAGUUAAAGAAGAUCAUGGCUCUUUAUUAAUAAAACCCCAUAACAAUAAUAGUUAUGGACCCAGAAGAAUUCGUCACAAGAAAAUAAUUUCAUUAUAUCGCAUCCACGAGUGGAAGACAUUGGAAAAGUAUCGAAAAUUAUAACAACAAUAAUAAGUGAAGAAAUAUAUGAAAUAAUAAAAUGUAGUGAGUUUGCAGGUCGGAAUUGGCAAUCCGAGCCAUUUUGUAGAAAUGCUAUCACAAAUUCAAGAUUCAGUUCAUUACUUACUAAAGAAAAGUUGGGGGAGGACAAGUCUGAAUAUUCUCAACGAGUAGCUACAAAUAUGAAAAUGCAAGAGCCGCCGUGUCUCUUGAAUCAAUUGCUCAAUAUUUUAAAAACCUUGAAGAAGUUGUUAAGGAAGUUCCUCCUGCCAAUAUUUUAAUAACGAUGAAUCCAACAUGAGCGACGUCAGGUGUAUAGAACUAUGGAGCAAUUAAUUAAGGUAAUAGUCGGACAUUAAAAGCCAAAUAUCACGGGGAUUAAUUAACUUUAAAAAAUCUCCGAAAGAACGGUUAUCCGAUGUUUAAGUUCAAACGCGGUUAGACUCUUGAACAGCAGUGGAAAUCAUACCUCAAUAGUUAGGCAGGCAGAUUCUGAUAAUGAAUUUUAUAUUCUUUAUGUUGACGAGGAGAUUUAUGAGACUACAGAGGAUGCUUACUUUGAUUAUAAAAGUGUGUUACGUUAUGCUUUAAAUAAAUUGUCACCACUGUCUGUAGGAGAAUCAAGUAAGCAAGGUAAUGUCCCGGCUAUAAAUGUUACUAAUUCAGUAAUGCUUUCAAAGAUACGAUACAACGUAAUUAUGUAUAUAUCCUAGGUGGUUAAUUAAAAGGGAAAAAAUUAAUACAAAACAUACACAUAUUUUCUGGAAUCACAUACUUCCUGAUUGACCUCUUAGCUCUUAAAAAUGUCCAUGAAACGUGAUCACCCUCUUAACCUCUACGAUGACUUUGUCAAGGGAAAUCCUGAUUUCAGGGAUCUUGAUAGAAAAACCAUUUGGACAUGGGAUGAUAGUUAUGUGAAAAGAGACUUCGAAAAACUUAAAAGACCAGAUGUAAGUAUAACGGAGAGGCUAAACAACCUGAAAGCCUUUUAUCUGAUUUAUUUUGGAGAAAUAUCAUCAAUGACUAACGUCGGCAGCCUGUUCGUCCAACUGGUGGCCACCACCCCAUCCAUUUAUGACUCUUCUAGAAGAGAUCUCUUUGAGUUUGACCCGAAGGGAGAGAGAUCUUUGUCCACAUACAAAGUUCCCUCCAAUUUAGAAGAGGUCUACAAAAGAUUCAUAGAUCAAUCCACCACAGUGGAUGACUCCGUCUCGGAGGAACCAGACGUAGAGGAGACUCCAAUUGAACCCCUGGCGGACGGAUUGGUUACAGAGGAUCAGCCUCUAGAAGGAGGGGGUCAGGAUUACGGGAAGACUCAACCUCAACUGAAAGAAACCACAGUGGAGGAUGUGAAAAACUUUAAAGCUGCAGUUGCCACCGCCUUUUUGCAGUUGACAGCUCAGGAGGACACCUUCACCAUGGAUGCAUAUAGGAGCCUUCAUCACACAGCAUUUUUCCUCAUAAUGUUCAUGAUGAGACGAAUCACCAAACGGAGUGAUGACCUUAUAGCCGCCUUGUCUCGUGCCAACAUUCAUAAGCAUUAUACCGACAUGGUUCAAAAUUCCUUCGGGAUGAUAAUUCCUCCCCCUUGUGGUGGAUUAAAUGGAUCCUUGGAGCAAAUCUUGUCAUCCGCCCACCAAGCCAGCAGAGAACUUUACACAAUAGCAUUGUGGUUACUUCAGGUGAGUACCGUUGGACCUUCUGACCAACCAGUGGGUCUGUUAGAUCAACAAAAUGUGGGGCUGGAGGCUAUGCUUAGAGCGACCUGCAUGACUCAUAUUGCCGGAUCUGGGCUCCCUUUGAUCACUUUGUUUGUCACUUUAAAGACCCUUUUUAAUAAGACAGAGAGAGAGACAUUAGAAUGGCUAUCUUACCCUGAACUUUUACCAAGUGUCAGAAGAAUAGUGUCUCUAAGAGUGUCUCAGUGUUCCUUGAUAAGCUCUCAAAAGGACGUCAAACUGUUUCCGUAUUGUCGAUUAGUGAACCAGAAUUACCACGGAGACCUAGGGGCCAAAGGAAAUGAAAUGAUCUGCUACUUGAUGGCUUGCCUAAUUGAUUUAAAAUCCCCUCCAACUCUGGGAUCAGGGGGAGCCAGGAAUGCGUUUUGGACUUCAAGUUUAAACGCUCAAGACAAAAGUCAGAUUUAUGAGGCUGCCAGGGCAAUGUAUGCCAAGGUGUCUCACUUCAAACUAACCGCCUGUUUUGAAGGGCAGGUUGAUUUUGGCCAGUCUCAUUCUACAGGGAAUGAAUGGAAACACUCCCAUGUCCCCAUAUCUAAUGAUGAUGACGACGCCGACAGCAGUGGACCCAUUCCAAUUCCUCUGGGCGACUAUUGAUUAAGCCAUACCCUCAGAACCCCACAAGAAAAACCCGACUUGAGAUUUAGAUAGUUAUUCCAAUAUUUUCCGGCAAGUAUACAGAGUGGACAACAUUUCAUGAUUUGUUCAUCUCUCUUGUUCGCCAAAAUUCAUCGCUAGAUAAUGUGCAAAAACUUCACUACUUUUUGUCACCUGUGGUGAAGCGGAACAAUUGUUAAGGCACAUGCCAGUUACCAGUGAUAACUAUGUAAGUAAUUUGUUGGGAACAGCUCACGAAUCGCUAAAGUAACAAGCGUUAUCUAGUUAAUUGUAUUUUAGACAGAUUCAAACAAUUUAAAACAAAAUUAAUUUCAACCAUUCAACCAAAUGGAAAUGUGUUUUUGACAAAUGACCAAGAUGUGGUACCCUUAAUAUGACCCACCACACUUAUUAAAAUGUAUAAGAAACAAUUUACUGACUAAGAAUUUAGAAUAUUAUGAGAAAAUACAUGUCUUAAUGGAAAAUGUUGAAAGAAUUAAAUGAAGAUGUUUG
Molecule: messenger RNA, 4314 nt
Organism: Ostrinia furnacalis (Asian corn borer)
Lineage: Eukaryota; Metazoa; Arthropoda; Insecta; Lepidoptera; Crambidae
Exons: 2
Coding region: 2269-3801 (510 amino acids)
Source: RefSeq, a predicted model, not a curated record